UGCGCGUUUUCGAUAAACCUUCCAUCGCGCAGGAGCCAUCACAGAGACUCUCUUCUGGCUCUGAGCGCGACAACGUAUAAUGUCAGAACAGGAUGAUACUUUACUGGACGAAGAUCUCGAGGGGGAUGAGGAAUACGAUUUGGGCAAUGAUGAGGAAGAGGCCCUCUUAGCCGAUGACUAUGAAAUAGAGAGGCAGAAUAGCUAUAAGGGAGAAGAGGAAACAGACGAUAUACUGGACUUAGGAGUCACGGACGCGCUCGACGACUUAGACGGCGAAGAUGAAAAUAUAGAGUUUAGUAGAGGCAAUACUGAUAAACAUAGCGAUAACGAUUUCUAUAAGGACGAGGAGCACUCGGAGGUACAGGCCACGUAUUACGAGCAAAACGAGAAUGCCGAGUACGCGAACGAGCAGGCACGGCAGUCCGACAGAAAUUCGGACUGCCACAGCGUCAACGUGCCGAACAAUGUCGGUGAUCUGCGCGAGAAGCUGCAGAAAAACAUGCAGAAGAUCUACGUUGGCAACGGGCAGGGAUUGGAGGAUGACGACUGCGAAGAGGCGAAGGAGAGGCGGAACAGAUUUCAAAACGAGCGUACGAUGAUCUCGCCGAAGAUGAACAAUGAUAUUCCGGACACGCUGGAGAACGUCGUCACGUCGGAACAAUCAGCUAGAGCGCCGUUCAGGGGACGCGGAAGAGGAGGGGGACGCAUCGCGAGAGGCAGCAGGGGUGGAAGAUUUAUACCAAGUACCGGAAACUUCAAUCCAAGGUUCAGUGGCGGGGCGCGGCCAGGUGAUUUCGACAACCAGCCGCCUGCGGGCAGGCUACCGCUAUUGCAAACCAGACCGUUGUGUCUCCUUGGUAUGCCGGGCAACGUGCCGAAUCAGCCGUUGAUGUACCAGCAGGGUAAUCCGCAGCAGCAGCCCUUCCAACAGUUCCACGGCCCGAACGGCCCGAUGCAGUCUCCGGCUGCGCAGUUCGUGGAGAACAGGCCGCAGUUCAAUCCCGGACAGUUUCCGAGCGGGCCGCGUAUCGGCCCGCGUCUCGAGUACGGGCCGAGGGCGGCCGGUGGCCCGAUGGUGGGCGGUGGAACGAUGCAGGGGCCUGGUUACAAUUGCCCGCCGAAUCAGCCGCCGUAUCACCCGAUGCAACCUGCGUUUCAGAAUCCGGGCCCUCUCAUACAGGAGAACCAGAUGCGGCCGAUGCAUCAGGGCAAUCAGGGCCCGCCACCGUUGCAGGGGAAUCCGCAGGGUAACUCGAUCCUCGGGAAUCCCCCGGGUAUGCUGUUGACAGGCGGCAACCCGCCGUUGCCGCUGUUACCGUCGGGCAAUCUGCCGCUGCCCAUGCAGCAAGGUUACCCGCGACAGCAAGCCCCGCCACCGCCGCCGCCCUCUCACGGUCCGCCGUCUAUGCAACAACCGAACCUGCCGAGCGCCCAAAUGCCUAGUCAGCAGCCGCCCUACGAGAACAGAUUACCGUUCCAAGAGCCGCAGCAAUUCGAGGGCCGGAACGCGUACGACGCUAGGCCCGGUUACCCCGAUCAAGUACCCAAUAGCCAAUUUAAUAAUUCGAUGCAACCGCCUGUACCGCAACAGUCGGCGUCUAAUGUACACAGUGUGUCUUUACCUCCAGGCCACAAGAUUCUAAUCAAUCCUCACUUUAGAGGCGCCGUUCAACCGGCGAACGAUGCUCGACUCGCUUGGGAUACUAACCAGCAACAAGUGCAACCGCAAGUCUCUCAUAGCGGCCAGUAUCCGCAGCAACCGCCGUCGUCCUAUCAGAACCAGGGAUCGUACAGUCAGUCCCAACAGGGUCCGCCGCAGUACCAGCCAAAUUAUCAGCAAAACAAGAGCGACGAUCCGUACGCAUACUUCUCCGACGUUUGGCAGGAGAACAGGCCGCAAAAGUCACAGAAUGUGAGCCCGAGCAAGCAAUACGUUUCGGACAAUUACUCCCGGGAUAACAGUUACAGCGACAGUAAUAAAUACAAAGUGGACAGCCAGUGGGAUCAGAGGAACAGCUAUCAAGAGGAUCACAGAGGAUCCCACCAAAACUACCGGGAAAGAGACUUGCCGCUACGGCCGAGGAACGAUCAUGUGCAGCGCAGCAGAUCACCGACGAGCGCGUAUCGCGACUCGUACGAUCAGAAUCACGGUCAGAAGCAGCCAUCGAGGUCGAUUAACGUGGUGCACCGUGGACCAAUCAGGCCGCCGCAGAAGAGGAACCCCGAGCCGGUGGACCGAGCGUCGCGAGAUAUAAGUCCGAAGCGUAAUAAACCGACAGGCAACCGAAACCUUCAUGAGAUACGGAGAGUGGAUACAAUAAGCGAGACGGCCGUCGAGAAGAAGGAAGAAGACGAGGACCCGGAGAUGCAGGAGUAUCGCAAGAAAAUGGAAGAGCAGAAACGGCUCCGGGAGAAACUCCUGCGCGAGAAGGAGAACAGACGCAAGAUGGCCGCGAUGGAGAAGCAAAACGAGGACGGGAAGAUCGACUCGAGUGCCGCGGCGAACGAGAGCGUGCAGCAAGACACGAAGCCCGUAUCAACGCUGGGAGUUGUAAAGGAGGGCGGUGGUACCGUUAAAGUUCGACCUGGUGUUGGUAAAGGACGCGGUCGUCCUAUCAAUUCACAAAGCAUAGAGGCAACAGACAGGCCACUUAUGCGAGUCGUUAGAGCGAAACCGACUUCUGUCCAGAUCAACGAUCUGACGACGCGAAACGACACGUCGGUCGGUGCGAAAGACGAUAACGUCACCACCGCGAUCGGCGAUGCCGGCGGCGAUGUUGUACAAACGAGACAAGUUGUGCAGCAUCUCGGUACACGAAGAGUCGUGAUACACAAGCCGAUGCCGAAUUCGAAAAAGGUCGUCGCCACCACCAUACAGAAGACCGUUUCCAAUCUGCAGCGUAGCCAGCAAGGAUUGCAGCAGAAAGUGUCCAACGUGCAGGUCGUGCAGAUCGUGCCGAAUGCGGGUGGGAACGCGUUGCAAAAAUCGCCAUUGGCCGGCGGACAGAAGGUCGAACGUCAGACGAACGUCGGCCCGAGAAUGGUAGCGCAUAAGGCGAUAGGCGGCCUGCAGAAGACCGUUGUCAACGUGCUCGAUGGGACGAGUGGCGGUCACCUUCAGAGAAACGCGCCCAACUCGCAGAGGAUCGUGCUGCAGAAGACCAACGCCGCGCCGGGCCAACCGACGAAAAAGCUGCCCGAAAUCAGAAGCAACACGGUCAGACUGGAGAAUCUGGCCGCGAGCACGUCCGAGGCGCAAAUCAGGCGUAUGUGUCAAGGCAUCGGAACCAUUGAGAGCAUACGUAUGGGCGAGGGUAAUGCCACGAUUGUGUUUAAGACGCAAUCCGCCGCCAUGGUGUUUCACAAGAAAUACCAGCGUAAAAUGCUCGAUCUAUCGCUGAUAACCGUGCGUCUCGUGCCGCAAACAGCCGGCAAUAAGGUGAUAACAGCCGGUGUCGCGAAGAAAUCCUAAAUGGGGAAAUCCUCGAGAUAAUAAUAAUAAUAAUAGCCUCGGAAUUACUGUAUUCUCUUAAGUGUUAAUGUCGACGUUGUGCGCGCGGCUUCAUCAGGAAAACGACCGUCUCAGGCGACAUCAUCUCUUUCCUUUCUUUUCCUCUCGUUUCAACGGAUGCGACUCAUCAUUGGAGCUGUCUAAUAGAGAUAGAACAUUCAUCUAUAUUUUAUACAUACAUAUAACGUUCACCGAUCUUGUUCCCGACGCACACACAUACAUACACACAUACACACACACGCGCGCGCGCGCAGCAGCAGCAGCAGACUCAUUUGUAAAUCCUAGAGAAUUUGCUUCACACGGAGGAAGGAAACGGAGGGAGCGAUAAAUUUGUUUUGAAACUUUCCAACUGAUGCAGACUAGAAUGUCCUCAGCCGAUUUCUUUGUACAUAUAACGAGAAAUUGUAUAUUUCGUAUAAAAUGAUGUAUGAUAUAUCCAUACAAAAUAAAGUAGCCAGCAGCAACAA
Messenger RNA from Dinoponera quadriceps, 3978 nucleotides. RefSeq names its product RNA-binding protein 33-like. The coding region runs from base 80 to 3472 and encodes 1130 amino acids. The record is from RefSeq and is a predicted model, not a curated record. Gene Ontology annotation, molecular function: RNA binding. Lineage: Eukaryota; Metazoa; Arthropoda; Insecta; Hymenoptera; Formicidae. The transcript has 11 exons.